GCCACUAACCAGGAAACGAAAGUAAACAACAGCGAUGUAGGAAGCGGAAAGGCUCCGGGGCUGCGGGUCGCCGGUGACUGAUGAAGAUGCGCGUGCCACUCAUCUGCCCGGGGAACGUCUGGAGGCGCACGGUGACGUAGACGUCCGCUCCCUGGAAGAGCGUCUCCCGUUCGUGAGGGAUGGAGCGGGCUCGGCACCGAGGCUAGACGGAGCGCCGAGCCGAGGCGCAGCCAUGUUGGCCCUCAGGUUCCCAGAGGAAGAGGCCCCUGAGAUGGAAGAGAUGGACACCUCAGAGAGCAACUGGUGCUGGUUCUACCUGGCCGAAUGUGGAGUGUGGCACAUGUUUGAGGUGGACCCCAGCGCGGCCUGCUCGGUGACCAGCGCUCAGAUCGAGCAGUGCUACAGCAGGAACCAGCGCGGCGUCAUGGAGUUCUCCACGGCCAAGUACACGUACCGACUGGACUUCUCAGCCAUGCGGCAGAUAAACCUGGUCACAGGCAAGCAGCGGCCAAUCAAGCGCUCGCUUCACUCCGCCACCGGCUUCCGGUUCAUAUGUGAUAACCUGGCGCUGCCUGUUCCGUGUCACUGGGAGAGAAUCAACACUGAGGAGCCGUAUCAGGUGAUCCAGCUGGGCCGAGACACCUACGAGUUCAAGGAAGUGGCCAGACUGUACGAGAGGACCAUGAACGAGCCCAUCAAAUCCAUUCAGAGGGUCCAGAACCUGGACCUCUGGGAGUUCUUCUGCAGGAAGAAAAUGCAGCUGCGGAAAGUCAAGCGCAGCCUGGACAUCGAGGAGCGGAUGCUGUUCCACGGAACCGGCCACAGCAACAUCCAGGCCAUCUGCACCUUCAACUUCGACUGGCGGCUGACGGGAAGUCAUGGCGACGUCUAUGGCAAAGGGAGCUACUUCGCCCGGGACGCCAAGUACUCCAGCAAGUUCUGCCACAGCACGGGGAAGCACUACAGCACGCUGCAGAAGCACUGCAUCCCCUCGCCCAUCUUCGCCAGCAAGCCGGCCCACAAGACCAUGUUCCUGGCCCGGGUGCUGGUGGGGGAGUACACGCUGGGCCGCGCCGUCUACUGCAGGCCGCCCUCCAAAGACACCAGCUUCACCAACUUCUACGACAGCUGCGUGGACAGUCUGACCAACCCAAAGAUCUUCGUCAUCUUUGACUGCAACCAGAUCUACCCCGAGUACCUGAUCGAGUUCUACGAGCAGUGAGGGACGCGCUCGCCGACUCAAGUGCCUUCAGAGGUGGCGGCGGCAGCGGCGGCGGCUCAAGACAGACACGUCGACACAGCAUUGGUUUUCAGAAGAGGACGAGACCAUGAGUGACGUACAAACGCUGACCUUCUGUCGUCCAGAGCAGUGUCAUCUGAAGGGGCCCUCCAGCGUGUUCUCCUCCUGCAGCCAUGGAACGUUACGCCCUCAAAGCGAAGCAUCUCAAUAAUAUGUGGUCGUUUGUAGUUAUACUUUCCAAUCGGCUGCCUCUCAACGUUCUGCUGCUUCACACAGAAGGAGCAACAAGCACUACAAAAAUGGCCGACGCUCUGAACCCAGGACUCCAUUGAUCAUAAAAAAAAACAAAACAAAAGAAAAACUACAGAAGCAUCAUCGGGCCUCUUUAAAAGGUGUUAUUUUUUUAAGUAUGGAGGCCCAUUCCUGCAAGGCUUGAUACAUAAAGGUUAACAACAUUAAGAUCAACUAAGGACCAGGCGGCGGCACGACCGAGCAGGUGCCAUGAGUCCGGGAUGCGUUGAGUUAGUGUUCGUGUUGCUUGUGUCGACAAAGUCGGUGUCAGCCGGCCACUGUGUUUGGUUAAUCCGGAAGCGUUGACCCUGUAAGCGCUGCCUGUGGUUUCCAGAACACAGCUGCUAGUAUUUGUAUAUCAAGAUAUAUAUUUUUUCUGUCUUUAUUUUUCACCAGGCAGAAAUGCGUCUCCAUACCUGGCUCUUUAAUCGUCACACGCUGUUUCUAAAAUGUCUGACAUGUUUGUUUUGCCAUAUGAAUCUUUUGAACAAAGCCCGUCUGCAGACGCCAUGUUACGAUGGUGGCAGAGGCAAGCGACGUCCUGGUGUUGACAAAGGUGGUGGAACGCUCCUCACUCGGGUUCCACUCGCGCUUCCACGGCUGUGGCCUCCAGCGGUCGUCACUUGGCACGUCGUCCCACGGACGCUUCUACCUCUGGAACACUGCAGACUCCUUUCCGUGAAAGGGCCGCCAACCUUGUCACAUUGACGCGCGCCAGUCACGUGACCUGGGCAGGGCCGCCGUGAUGCCGCGGCCUCUGAAGAACCCUUGUCGGACCCUGAAUGUAGCCGAACACACCGGGGGGGGGGGGGGAUUCAGUCCGCCACUAGAGGGCGCGACAGAGCAAAGGAAACCACAAAGCUGGCCUGUAGCUGUGACGUCAGUAUGUGCGCGUCUGUGUGUGUGUGUGCGUAAUAUAUCUCCGUUUGUUUCUGUAAACAAGAAAUAAAUGUUUCAAGCAUCUUUUCUUUCUCAUCUUUCAAGUGGAAACUGUAAAACCGAGGAGACGUUCAUGUAUUUUAACAUCCAAGCUGAUCAUUUAACACCUGACUUUCGCUGACUGUUUCCUUGUUCUUUAUGGUUUCAUUGAAAAGCUCCACAUUUCAUUUGACUCCCUGUGUCCAGUGUCACCUGUUGCGUUUGCUGCUCGUCCUCACAUGUAGCAAGUUGUCUGUUAGGCAGUUUUUCUCAGACAACGUAUUUAGUUUUACCUCCACCACGUUUGGUCCACAGUUCUUCUACCAAGUCACUGACCUCUGACUGGCUCCACUUGUUCAUCACACCGUGUGUUAAGACUCUUAGACUGUGACUAGUGUAUUGUUGAGAAACAGAAAAUUAGAUGAGUAGUGAAGGGUAGAUGAGGCUUCAUGACACAGUAGUGAAGGGUAGAUGAGGCUUCAUGACACAGUAGUGAAGGGCAGUUGAGGCUUCAUGACACAAGAGGGAAGUGGUGAUGAGGCUUCAUGACACAGUAGUGAAGGGUAGAUGAGGCUUCAUGACACAGUAGUGAAGGGUAGAUGAGGCUUCAUGACACAGUAGUGAAGGGCAGUUGAGGCUUCAUGACACAAGAGGGAAGUGUUGAUGAGGCUUCAUGACACAGUAGUGAAGGGUAGAUGAGGCUUCAUGACACAGUAGUGGAGGGUAGAUGAGGCUUCAUGACACAGUAAUGAAGGGGAGAUGAGGCUUCAUGACACAGUAGUGAAGGGCAGUUGAGGCUUCAUGACACAAGAGGGAAGUGGUGAUGAGGCUUCAUGAUUUGUUGUAAUGACUUGACAAGCUUCCUGGAGCAACAAGUCACGGGCAUCAGCUGCUCACUCAGUCGUGAUGAAACACCCAACAGCUCGAAAACAAACAAGCAAUAAGUACACCGCGGACAUGAGUUUGGCACCUUUUUAUCAGUCGACGUCUGAAAACAGAAUCUGAGACAAAAACAUUCCUCUCACUCGCACCUCAACUAUCACUCCACACACAGCGUCCAUCUUCCAUCUUUGUGGGGAGCUCUCACUGAGCCAGCCUGUGCCCUGGAACCUGACCCUCCAUAAGACACGGGGCUGACCUGAACCAGGACUGCAACCCAGUUAGAACCUGUCCCUACAAGCUCCUACGGUCCUCACAAGGACAGGGUUUAGUCAAGAGCUGGUCCCCACAAAGAUAAACAAGGCCACCCAGACACAGCUUGUGUCCCAGGUUGUGCACACAUGAACGAGUCGGGCGGCUCAGGCAACAGUGGGAAGUGUCCUAGUCACAGUGGGAUCCGGCUGGCCCUGAUGCUUCCUGUCACCUGAUCCAAGCUUCCACAACACCACACGCAGCUGUCUCCUUCUGUGGAGCGGAGGCCUUGUCGCAGGGGCAGCGCUCCGAGUCAAGAAGCCCAGACCUCCCUCUCCCCCGGGCAGGACGUG
Molecule: messenger RNA, 3933 nt
Organism: Synchiropus splendidus (mandarinfish)
Lineage: Eukaryota; Metazoa; Chordata; Actinopteri; Syngnathiformes; Callionymidae
Product: protein mono-ADP-ribosyltransferase PARP11
Exons: 8
Coding region: 233-1222 (329 amino acids)
Molecular function (GO): NAD+ poly-ADP-ribosyltransferase activity
Source: RefSeq, a predicted model, not a curated record